Molecule: messenger RNA, 2307 nt
Organism: Brachypodium distachyon (stiff brome)
Lineage: Eukaryota; Viridiplantae; Streptophyta; Magnoliopsida; Poales; Poaceae
Product: probable beta-1,3-galactosyltransferase 2
Exons: 11
Coding region: 643-1869 (408 amino acids)
Cellular component (GO): Golgi membrane
Molecular function (GO): hexosyltransferase activity
Source: RefSeq, a predicted model, not a curated record
AAGUGGAGCUCACCUCAGCUCAGCUGCAGCAACAGCAAGCGCAUGUGAGCAAACAAAAGGGGAAUCGUGGAAGCAGUCUGUGUCCAACCGCGCCGGUAAAAGACGAAGCCUGCCCACCACGCCAUUAAAAAAGCUGCCGCACCGGGGAAAGGAAGAUCUCGGUUCCCGAACCAUCCUCAAGCUCUCUGAUCCGCUCCGGUAACAGAGUGGGGCGGUUUGGUUUGAUCUCAUUCGGCCCCGACACACCCGUCCUCCUUUGGGGUUUACCCGCCGCCCUCGCGAGCCUGGCUUGGCGGUUACCGGUUACCGUCCCCUGCGGUCGCGUUUAGUUUAAUCAAUGCGGGUGUAAGGGGUAAUGGCGUACGUAGCGUGCGCGCCAGUGGACUGAUCUCCCGCAGGAGUAUCCCACAUGGCCCGUCGUGGGGAGGAGGGAAGGGGAGGUGAGUACUGAACAACACAGCUGCGUGCUGUGCGAGGCCGCCAAGGGCAACAAGCCAAGAACGACAGAAGAGCUCUUUCAUCAGUUCUUCCUCGGUGGACUGUGGUCUGUGGGACUGAGUUGAGAAAUUGAGAAGCUAGAGGAGGAGGAGGAGGCUUGGUGGUGGCGGUGCUUGGGCAGCGUUCGAGUUGUCGGCGGCGGCCAUGAGCUGGAGGAGAGGGAGCGGCGGCGGCGGCGGAGGAGGAGGAGGGGAUGGAGGGGUGUCCAGGCGGUGGGCCGUGCUGCUCUGCCUCGGGAGCUUCUGCAUCGGCCUGCUCUUCACCAACAGAAUGUGGACACUGCCUGAGGCAACUGAGAUUGCACGGCCAAAUCAGAAGGACGAUGAAGGCGGCGCGCUAGUUGCUGGAGACUGUGGUUCUAAAAAGAUCCAAGAACUACACAACUACAAAGAUGAGUUGCCAGUUCAAGAUACUCAUCACGAUGUACAAACACUAGAUAAGACAAUAGCGAGUUUAGAGACAGAACUCUCAGCUGCAAGAACUCUGCAAGAAUCCUUGCUCAAUGGUUCUCCUGUCGCAGAAGAGUUCAAAGUUUCUGAGUCGAUUGUCAGGAGAAAGUACCGUAUGGUGAUUGGGAUCAAUACUGCCUUUAGCAGUCGCAAGAGAAGGGACUCCAUACGUUACACCUGGAUGCCUCGAGGUGAACAAAGGAAAAAACUAGAAGAAGAGAAAGGGAUCAUAAUUCGUUUUGUCAUUGGCCACAGUGCUAUAUCAGGUGGAAUUAUUGAUAGAGCAAUUGAAGCAGAGGACAGAAAACACGGGGAUUUCAUGAAGAUAGAUCAUGUAGAAGGAUACCUUGCACUAUCUGGUAAAACCAAGACAUACUUUGCUACAGCUGUUUCAUUAUGGGAUGCAGAUUUUUAUGUGAAAGUUGAUGACGAUGUCCAUGUAAACAUAGCAACGCUUGGUCAGAUAUUAUCCAAACAUGCAUGGAAGCCCAGAGUAUAUAUUGGGUGCAUGAAAUCUGGACCUGUCCUAUCUGAAAAGGGUGUGAGAUAUUAUGAGCCCGAGCAUUGGAAAUUCGGCGAACCAGGAAAUAAGUAUUUUCGACAUGCUACUGGUCAAUUAUACGCCAUUUCAAAAGACCUAGCAACAUACAUAUCCAUAAACAAGCAUGUCCUGCACAAGUAUAUAAAUGAGGAUGUUUCAUUAGGAUCUUGGUUCCUCGGGUUAGAUGCUGAGCACAUUGAUGAAAAGAGACUUUGCUGUGGCACCCCACCUGAUUGCGAAUGGAAAGCUCAGGCAGGGAACAUCUGCGCUGCAUCCUUCGACUGGAGGUGCAGCGGCAUAUGCAACUCGGAAGGCAGGAUCUGGGAGGUGCACAAUAAGUGCGCCGAAGGCGAAAGUGCACUGUGGAAUUCCACUUUGUAGCGCGAACGGAACACCGACGCGGAAGCAGAAGCUUCCCUGUCAGUUAGUUGUAUACUAGAUCGCCCACGGGUGUUGUGUAUGGUGUGUGAUUCAUUUUGUAGGUAGCUGUGAUUUGAUUCUGGGGCUAGCUGACGCCGACGAAGCGGACCACAAUUUUACGUAGAGUCUGUCCGCCGGUAGCAGCGAAGGCGAAGGUGAUGGUGAAGAAGGGUAUAAAUACGAGCUGUCGCUGCAUUCUUUUCGUGGAUAAAAAUGUUUCAGGUGGCCAUUCUGUAUCGAUCUCCUGUACCGUUUGGCCUCUGAGAUGAGAUGUAUGACCGGAAUAAAACUACCUGAAUCCUGAUGCUUCAUUUCAGUGAUUGUGGAGAAAUCCGUACCGUCCUGUUGAGAAUAAAACAGUUUAAGCUCAGUACAAAUGGUGGAGGAUGCAAUUCAUGA